AGGAACAGAAAGGUAACGUUAGCUAAAGGUUAGCGGUCGUCUUUGACAGAACAUUGCGCUUGACCUUUACCAGGACAAAGAUAAAACCACAAAGCUGUUCACUUAGUUGUUGUUGUUUUUUUCCAGGUCAAACAUAUUUAAAAAAUAUAUAUAUAUUAAUUUGAUCAUAGAUUGCUCGCUCAACAAAUAAACUAGCUAGCUAAAUUGCUAGAUUGCUAGUAAUGGAGAGGCAAAUGCUUGUGCUGCUGCUAAACUGUGGGGGAAUUUGAAUAGCUAUGGCCGAUGCAAGUACCAGAGUGAUGGAAAAGGGCAGAGGAAGGAUUACAUCAGAUUCCGCUCUGAGAGGCGUCUAUCCUCAGCAGUAUCUUAAUCCGGCUACUCAAUGCAUAGAGAUUCAGGAGCUCGCCUCCAAGCGCGUCGACAUCCAGAAAAAGAGGUUUUAUCUAGAUGUGAAACAGAGCGCACGGGGCCGAUUUCUCAAAAUUGCUGAGGUGUGGAUUGGAAGAGGCAGACAUGAUAAUAUCAGAAAGAGCAAACUGACGCUCUCAAUGUCGAUGGCUCCUGAUCUGAGGUACUGCCUGGGAGACUUCAUCGAUUAUUACGCUCACAUAGGGUUGCGGGGAGCUCAGGUGCCACGGCCAGAAGAGCAAAGCAACGGCCAAGGCCGGCCUCAUGAUUCCCGUAGGAGACCGCAAGAACAUCAAGCAGCACCAAACUCUCCUACUGGCUCUGCCGCGUCGGAAGAGCACACCCAUCGGGUUCUGAAGAGUGAAUUCAUCGAGAGAGAUAACAGAAAGUACUAUUUAGACUUGAAAGAAAACCAGCGCGGCAGGUUCCUCCGCAUUAGGCAGACGGUCAGCCGAGGACACGGUACCAUGGGAUAUUACGGUCAGGGCAUUGAGCAGACCAUCGUGUUGCCAGCGCAGGGGCUAAUUGAGUUCAGAGAUGCGCUGUCGCAAUUAAUUGAAGACUACGGAGACGAAGAAAUUGACGAGAGAACCAGGAGCAGCAGGAGCCAAGACGAAUCACCGGAGCUUCCCGAGGCGGUAUCUUUCCGAGUAGACAACAAGAGGUUUUAUUUCGACGCAGGUUCCAACAGGUACGGUGUGUUCUUAAAGAUAAGCGAGGUACGGCAGCCAUACAGAAACACAAUCACUGUGCCCCUCAAGGCCUGGGCUAGAUUUGGGGAUAACUUCAUCAGGUACGAAGAGGAGAUGCGGCGCAUCUUUACCUGUCACAAGGAGAAGAGGACGCAGGCACGGGCGGACAGUGAGGAUCAAGAGGAUUGACAACGGUUUACAUUUUUGGCAGAAGGUUUGCUUACAUGAUUGUGAGAUCCAAACAGAAAUAACAAAUAUAAAUGUGACAAUAGCAUAGUUUGUUUAAAAAUGUUUUGUUUUCUAAUAAUGUACCUCUAAAAUAAUGUACUGUAUGACUCUAGUCAACUAGCACUUUCAAAUUAAUAACUGUUGUUCCUGUUUCAUUCAUUAGUUUUUACGCCAUAAAUCGCGAAUUCGUACUGAAUGACGAUGAUGGGAAUAUAAGUAGAUCAUUUUUUGCACAAUGAAAAUUAUAUUUGAAAUGUGGUGAUUUUAUUGUGUAUUUCAUUUUGGCGUAACCAUUGCAUUGGGAUUUGAAUAUCCAUGAAAUCGUAGAUGUUCUGAA
This is a messenger RNA of Conger conger (European conger), 1665 nucleotides long. RefSeq names its product purine-rich element binding protein G (gene purg). The coding region runs from base 276 to 1289 and encodes 337 amino acids. Gene Ontology annotation, biological process: regulation of transcription by RNA polymerase II. The record is from RefSeq and is a predicted model, not a curated record. Lineage: Eukaryota; Metazoa; Chordata; Actinopteri; Anguilliformes; Congridae. Gene Ontology annotation, molecular function: purine-rich negative regulatory element binding; RNA polymerase II transcription regulatory region sequence-specific DNA binding; DNA-binding transcription factor activity, RNA polymerase II-specific. The transcript has a single exon. Gene Ontology annotation, cellular component: nucleus.